This is a messenger RNA of Cyphellophora europaea CBS 101466, 1872 nucleotides long. RefSeq lists its product as uncharacterized. The coding region runs from base 1 to 1872 and encodes 623 amino acids. The record is from RefSeq and is a predicted model, not a curated record. The transcript has 3 exons. Gene Ontology annotation, biological process: regulation of transcription by RNA polymerase II; cell differentiation. Gene Ontology annotation, molecular function: RNA polymerase II cis-regulatory region sequence-specific DNA binding; DNA-binding transcription factor activity, RNA polymerase II-specific. Lineage: Eukaryota; Fungi; Ascomycota; Eurotiomycetes; Chaetothyriales; Cyphellophoraceae.
AUGUCCUCCGAAUCCCCCUCCGCCGUCAAGGCAGAGGACUGCACCCCUUCCCCAGGCGCCGAGUCGGUUACCACACCCAAUACUUCCGCCUCGAUAGCCUCCAAUCCUACCUCGGCUGCUGCCACCGCAAGUGCUCCUAGACGGCCCCCUCGCAAGAGCACUCUCACCCAACAGCAAAAGAACCAGAAGAGACAGAGAGCCACUCAGGAUCAGCUGGUCACUCUCGAGGUAGAGUUCAACAAGAACCCUACACCCAAUGCCGCCACGCGAGAACGCAUUGCACAGGAAAUCAACAUGACUGAGCGAUCCGUCCAGAUCUGGUUCCAGAACAGCCGACGCAGAGCCAAGAUCAAGAUGAUCGCCAAGAAGGGCAUCGAUGGUGUCGAUGAUGUUGAUGGCCUCCCCGAGUCCAUGAGACAGCUUCUCGCCAUGCAGGCCAUGGAAUCCGGCAGGCCUUUCCCCAAUGCACUAAUGCGGAGACCCGGGGGUCCCAUGCCGUAUGGCAACGGCAUGCUCAUGAAUGGAGACCCCAACGGCUCCGGCAAAGUUGUCAUCCAUCAUUUCACUUGCCGAUCGCUGAGCAUCGGCACCUGGCGACGCGUCGGACAGAAUGCGAUGGAUCUGGUCGUCUUUUACUCUCCCGACAAGGCCUGCCUUACCUACUACAUCAACAACGACUCUGCUGGCUACAAGGUCGAGUUCCCCUUCGCAUUUAUCAAGAGUAUUCAGCUCGAGGCCGGCGAGACUGCUCCUACCGUGAAUGGCUCGCCGCCUCGACCUGGUGGUCUUGUUAUCGAGCUCACUCGUCCACCUCACUUUUUCAUGGACUCCUCCGGCUCUGGUGGUUUCUACCAGUGCGGCGACUUCACAGAAGACCAGCAAGCUUCUCAAAUCCUGACCCACCACCUCGGUGGACACCCCAAAGUUCUGAGCGGCCAACUCGCCAAGCUCGUGUCGCUCGAGUCGUUCCAGAACCGCAUGAACCCCUUCGACCCCAAUGCCCUCCCAGCGUCGGCACCGACAUCACCGUCUAUGGGCAUCGUUCGACCUUCUUCUCAGCCUCACUUUGCCCGCCCCCAUCCGCCUCAUGUGGGAAUGUAUCAAGAGAACCACUUUGGCAUCAGCCCGCAUCUGCACCCCGGUCGUAUGCAUGGUGGCCACAAGAGACAAAGAAGUCGUUCGGUCCCUAUCGCCAUCGACUUCUCCAUGCUCCACGGAGGCCCUAUGCCAACUUUCAACUUCCAACAGCCGUCUCCUCAGCUGCCGCCUGAGGGACAUCAGCAGUUUCACCAACCAAUGCCGCAGGCGCACAUGGGCGGGCCACUAGGACCUAACCUGCAGAUUGACACCUCGGCCGGCUACGGUAUGGACUUUAGGCAGAUGCCGGUCUCGGCGACUGCGACUUCACCAUCCGAAUUCGCGUCACCAGGCUUCUUCCCGUCCAACCCUGGCCAGGUAGCGCAAUCUGAUUAUGGCACGCCUCACUACAACAUGCCUUUCUUGUCGCCAUCACCUAUGGUUGAUCAGAAUCACAUGCAUGCCCCUACCUCUGUCUCGCCAACGCCUCAAAUGUCUCAUCAUGACCCUGUCAUUGCCAGCAACUCGCCGCCUCUGCACAGUCUGCCUCGCAGUGCGUCGGCAGACAUGUUCAGCAUGGGCCAUCACGAGCAUUCGAUGCAUGACGAGACUCUCAUGCUGGGAGAGAUGUACUCGAAGCAGAACCUCAACAUGCCCAUCCCGAGCCCCAGCUUUGAUGAGCACGGCAUGAUGAGCAUGCAAGAAUACGGCACCCCCCAGGAUGACGUGCAGAUGCCGAUGACGCCAUACGGGACGAUUGAUCCCCAUCAUCUGCAAGGCGGAAUGCACCCUUGA